AUGUCAAACCCCACACCCUUCCACCAGUGGCCCAUAUUGACCGAUGCGUCGACAGCAGACCGCAACCCCGGUCUCUGUCCCUGGGAGUCCAGUGAGGGCAUUAUCUAUGAAGUGGCAGACUCGGACGCUUUAUGGCUGACUGUAGAACUGGAUGCGAGCCUGAAUGACCUCGAGGACGAGAGCCUGCUGCGGUUCGUGCUUACACAUAUCAAGAUGGCGAACGCCGUUGUCGGUCCUCGGGCACAGCAUUGUAUUAGACCUAGGUGUCUGUCGAUUCCUUGUAGGAUUUCGGAUUCUUACGCAGAGAGCCAGGCUGAGGCCUCUCGGCUGGUGCUGUUGUGGAUUGGGCAGGUUAGGGCUGGGAAGGCGUGGCUUGAUCGAGACGUGCUUUUUGGUCCUCGUUAG
This is a messenger RNA of Penicillium bovifimosum, 405 nucleotides long. RefSeq lists its product as uncharacterized. The transcript has a single exon. The record is from RefSeq and is a predicted model, not a curated record. NCBI's taxonomy places the organism in Eukaryota, Fungi, Ascomycota, Eurotiomycetes, Eurotiales, Aspergillaceae. The coding region runs from base 1 to 405 and encodes 134 amino acids.